Molecule: messenger RNA, 3585 nt
Organism: Pygocentrus nattereri (red-bellied piranha)
Lineage: Eukaryota; Metazoa; Chordata; Actinopteri; Characiformes; Serrasalmidae
Gene: fam110b
Product: family with sequence similarity 110 member B
Exons: 4
Coding region: 740-1981 (413 amino acids)
Source: RefSeq, a predicted model, not a curated record
GGAGCCCAACACACUGGGCUGUGGGGAGCAAGUCGGCAGGCAAAGGCCAGAAAAUACUACACGGCAUCCUCGUUUCCAGCCCCGUCUCAGCUCCGGGGAGCCUGGGCGCUGUGUUCUUUUGGAAUGAGCCGGAUCCCGCCCUGGGUCAGCUGAAGGAGGAUUAAAACCCUGCCCGACUGCUGAGAGCGUGAACUAGUCGACAGAAGGCCCUGCUGUAGCUGGGCUGUGUGAAGGCCCUGCAGCAGAUGGCUCCACCGCAGGGUCCUGCAGGAGCUCCGCUCAGGCAUCAGCCCAACGACCACCGACCUGCAGCAGCUGGAGGAGAAAGGCAGCACGGACAGCAUCGCAGAGCCCGUUAAAAACUGAAACACACACAGAUCCUUCGAAUUGGCCAGGAACAAAGCAGCAGCGAGUAAAAUCCCCCUCCCUCCAUCCCUCCAUAGUCCUACGAUCCUCCACCACUCCUCCAGGCUGCCGUGAAGCUCCAACCCUGUUGACCCCUGUAUUUUCCUACAAAGGGCAGCAGAGCAGGACGGUGUGGGGGAAGGCCAGUAGGCUAAUUAAUGAGCGCUGAGAAUGAAAUCGGGCUGCUGACGGCCAGUGGAGACGCUAAUAUCCACACUCCGCUCACCCGGCUGGAUGUGCGUGCCCCCGGGCUGGCCCCGAGUGCCCAGAGUCCAAAGCGGAAUCCACCACGGCGGCCGCCGGGAGCCCAGCGGACAUAGCAGACGUAGCGGAAAUGCCUACCGAGACGCUGCAGGCAGAUAGCAAGCCGGCCUCUGGCCAGUGUGGUGGUGGUGGGGGCGGUGGGGGCAGCUUUGCCUCAGCCGUGCCUUUACGCAUCCUCAAUAAAGGUCCAGACUACUUCCGGCGGCAGACCGAGCCCAACCCGAAGCGACUAAGCGCGGUGGAGAGGCUGGAAGCCGACAAGGCGAAGUACGUUAAGAGCCAAGAAGUCAUCAAUGCCAAGCAGGAACCUGUAAAGCCUCAAGUUUUGGCAAAACCACCCGUCUGUCCAGUGCCGGUGAAGAGAAGUGGUGGCUUCGGGGCCUCCUCAGCCCUGAAGGCCUCCAACAACAACGCUAAAUCUGACACAUGUGCUACCACAACCAAGCGUGAAAACCUCAAUCUGGAGAUCCUCAAGAACAUCCUCAACAGCUCUUCCUCAUCUGAAGGUCCUGCCAAAGCCUCCAAAGUUGGCGCCAGAAGCUGGGCGCCCCACCGCUCCUCUGAAACUUCAGAAUCUGGGUUUACAGAAUCGCUAAAAGUGCCGUCCUCAGCGGUAAUGCAAGGUCGGAGAAGUCCACAAGGAGGCGGCAGCAAUCUGAACCUGAGUCGGCGGCUAUUAGAGGAUCGAGGCGAAGGUCAUGGAGAAAGGUCACAGAUUCACGCUUCACAAAGCUCUUCGGACAUCCGGAGGCUUUGUAACGGGAAGCCGUUCCGUUCUGCUGCCCGAAGCAGCAGUAGUUCUGCUCCUCCGCUGCCUCCGAAACCAAGCGCCAAGGCUUUGGCAGCCUGCGACAACCUGCUGGACCACCAGCCUAUGGUAGCAACACCUGGAGAAAUGGAGCUAGAGAUGGACGUUGGAGGUUCCUCGGUGACCCGCAGGCCCUCUUUGCACCGUUCAAAGUCAGACUUAAGCGACCGCUAUGCUAGGGCUGGAGCUGACGUAGAACGAUUCUUCAACUACUGCGGUCUGGACCCAGAGGAGCUUGAGGGAGUAGGAGUGGAAAGUUUUGCUCGAGCAAACUCAGACAUAGUCUCGCUCAACUUUCGCAGUGCUAGCAUGAUCAGCUCGGACUGCGAGCGCUCACGGCACAGCAACGACGAAGACGGUCUGUCUGACGACGAGGAAGAUGAGGACGACCCGGCCGAAAGAGUGCCGUACGGGAUAUCGGCAGUGGAGAGAAAUGCACGCGUCAUCAAAUGGCUCUACAGCAUCAAGCAGGCGCGAGAGUCUCAGAAAGUCUCCCACGUUUGAGAGCACAGAUGGAAUAAGAGUAACUGCUUAUUUCAGUGAUUGGUGCACUGUCUUGGAAUCUUGAAAGAACUUAUUGGCGAAGCCUUUUGUCGUUUUUUCCUAGGUUGCAGCUCUUUUUAAGCACUAUUUGAGCUGGAUUAGUUUCACUAAUUAGGGGUGGCUCUGUAAUGUAAUUUGUAAAGGAUUUGAUUGGCUGAAUGCUACGGGAUGAAGUUUCCUUGGGAUUUCUAAACAUUUCCACGAGUAGCCUGGUUCACAUUACAGCAUAAGGCACACUUACUAACAAUAACAACAUGCCGCAUGGCCAUGCCUAUUGGCUAGUUUUGUUAUUCCUUUACUGUGAGGUGGGCUGGAACAGGACUGUUAUUGAGGGAGCUCCGGUUCAGCCAAUUACAGGACACCAUUCACUACAGUUAUUACUGUCAGACUACACAUGCUGCAGAUUUAUACUGGAUUAAUAUCACUUCACAAUAAUUCGGACUGUUAAAUACACACUGCACAUUCAUACUGGAUUUAAAAUCUCAUAUCGGCCUGGAAUCAGUUAAAUUACAGCGCUUCCCCAGGCAAAACUAACCCAGCUCGAGUAGGGCAUUAGUGGCUUUUUGCAUUCAGCGUCUUCAGAAUCUGCAUGACCCCCUUAACACUUUCGAAACCCCCCCUCCGCCCCCCAUGGCCUCCAGCUACUGCAGCUCGUUAAAGGUACAAGUGUCUGUUGAAAUAUGUUGAGACCAACUACUACGACUCGUUCUUUCUGCCUCUGUAAGUCAGACCACCGUUAUGAAGCCACCUCCUUUUUAGGUGCGUCUGUUCCGUUUCCUUUCCGUUUUUUGUCAGCGUAAUUUGGGCGCACUGAGCCAGGAAGCCAUAUGGGAAUGAAUGCAGAGCAUCAGUGUGUUUAGAUGUCCUUUUUUAGCUUUUCUUUAUUUUUUUUUUAACUCUUCUGAUGAUGCAUUAUGACCAGUAUGUGUAUAUAACUUGGUGUGAAUAGGCGCAGCAGAAGCAUGUUCCGGCCCCAGUCUCCUUCCUGUCCGAAUAAACUCCUCCAGAAAACCCUCGUUUUAGAAAAGUCCCGCUCCUCUCGGUCAGCACCGCUCCAGUGCUCUUUCGUUCCAGCAGUAUCACAACACCAUCACAGCAUUACGUAGUUUUUUUUCUGUUCUGUUUGUCGUCCUUAAUGUUCCUUGUUAUGACAGUCGACUUUUUUUUUUUUUUUUUUUUUUUUUGUGUAUUUCUUUUGUUUUGUGGUUCUUAUUGUUUUGACUGGUGUAAAUGCUGUAAGAAUAUGUAUAUAAUUUUAAAGUCGUUGGCAAAAAAACACAAAAAUGAAGAAAAAAAUAAAACAAAAAAAAAGUUGUUGUGUGAUGAAGAUCCUGCUACGCUGCUGCAGCCUGUAGCUCUUGGUCUGUCCCCCCGUCUCUGGGCUCGCAUCGCAAGACUUUGUCCAUGAUCAACUCUGUACAUCACUGUUGUUAUGACAACAUAUAUGUUAGGUAUAUUCAAGUUGUUACUGAGCUGUUACUUAAACAAAAAAGUCUAAAUUUGUUCACAUUUUAGUUCUUUUUCAUUAUUUCAAUAAAUGGCUAAUUUUGCCAUCUUUUGCCAUC